This is a messenger RNA of Lineus longissimus, 1382 nucleotides long. RefSeq lists its product as uncharacterized. Bases 109 to 696 code for a protein of 195 amino acids. The record is from RefSeq and is a predicted model, not a curated record. NCBI's taxonomy places the organism in Eukaryota, Metazoa, Nemertea, Pilidiophora, Heteronemertea, Lineidae. The transcript is spliced from 6 exons.
CGCCAUGUCACGACCGACGACCGCGGUUGCCCCUGGCUAUAAUGUAGGUUAACUAUGAAUAUUCCACCGUAAUCGUCAGCGGAUUAACUACUGCAUUCGGUUUUCAAGAUGUCGAUGGACUUCCUUAAAACGACCUACCGACCUGCUAUUCCACGGGAUACGAAAAGCAGGACGUCGUACAGCCAAAUGAACAGCUGGAUGCAAAUGCCACCUAUGGAAAAGAAGCACAUAGUUCAGUUUGGGGGUGCAAGCAACAUCCCGCCACCCGUCCACCUGCAAUACUACAAGUCUGGCGGCUACGACGAUGCGCACAAGGCAUUCAGACAAUUGGAGAAUCAGAACCUAGCCAAUUCAUAUCCCCAUUACGGUCCCCCGAGGCUGCGUAAUGGUCACGUGGGUGGUAGCUGGCGUCAUAUGAAGGAGGUCUUACAAGCAGGCGGACGCCGCAUAGUAUUUGUUGAUGGUCAGAUCACCAAUGAUGAUCGUCAUCGAUCAGAGCGAGUGCCUCACGGAGACAUGAUCCGACCUAUCAUAAGGAAGCACAACAAUGACGAGCAUACGGCCAUGGCCGAUCACCAGCCAGAUACCCUCCCGAGAAGACAAAGGAUAAGGCAACUCAAUAUGACAGCCUACAGAGCGACAGAUACCGAGGGCCAGAGGGCCAGGGAAAAGGUGAACUGGUGUGUAAUGCGAUAGUAGCUGAUGUGCGUGUACCAAUCCCAUAAACUUUUCUUGGCUUUGCAUUACAAGACAUCUUCCGAAACAUGCCUUUGUCUGGAUUCUAGAGAUUUAUCGUAUACCAUUUAUUUUUGCGAGGAAAUUGCCGGAGCUUUCUUCGAAAAGCUGUAUGAUGAAUGGUAGAGUGAUAUUUUCGCAGCACUAGGUGUUUUCGCAAAAUCGCCAAAGUCAAUUUCUUUAGUGUUGUGAAUGGAUGGAUCGCAUAUUGUCCAACAUUUUGGCGGCUUUAUCGAAGAUCGCUUAAAUAGUUGUGCUGAAAUAUCAUAUCGUGCACUGCUAUACAUAUGGAUAUCAUCCGAGACUUCAGAGGCGUAUCUAGCUUUUUGGUCGGGGUGCCUGAGCAGAAAGCAAAUUGAUACGUUUUAAAAAUUUCGACGAAAAUACAUUUUGGGCGACUUCUUGGGGAGCAAUGGGCAUCCACCCCCACGCUAACCCCGCUAGCUACGCCCCUGGAUUGCUUCCCGAUGUACAAGCAAGGAGAAGUAAUACAUGAGUGAUAUAUCCUGAGGUCCGAGAAAAACGUCCGAAAAACUCAUACCUGGGUCAAUUAAUAGUUUUUAGUCAAUUUAAAAAAUGUGAUAAUUUAAAAAGUAUUAACCUAGUUUGAAUAAAGAAACAAACAAAGAAAUAUGUCUGAUGAAAAU